This is a messenger RNA of Staurois parvus, 400 nucleotides long. The record is from the annotation of a GenBank genome assembly. Lineage: Eukaryota; Metazoa; Chordata; Amphibia; Anura; Ranidae.
GAUAUAGUGAAUGCAGGGUACGGGGAGACCAGAUAUAGUGAAUGCAGGGUCCUGGGAGACCAGAUAUAGUGAAUGCAGGGUACGGGGAGACCAGAUAUAGUGAAUGCAGGGUCCGGGGGACUAGAUAUAGUGAAUGCAGGGUCCGGGGAGACUAGAUAUAGUGAAUGCUGGGGUCCGGGGAGACCAGAUAUAGUGAAUGCAGGGUCCGGGGAGACCAGAUAUAGUGAAUGCAGGGUCCAGGGAGACCAGAUAUAGUGAAUGCAGGGUCCUGGGAGACCGGAUAUAGUGAAUGUAGGGUCUGGGGAGACCGGAUAUAGUGAAUGCAGGGUCCUGGGAGACCAGAUAUAGUGAAUGCAGGGUCCUGGGAGACCAGAUAUAGUGAAUGCAGGGUCCGGGGAGA